UCAUGAACUAGACCAACAUGGUUUGGAGUCGGAAAACGUUUGGAAUAUAAAGGUUGAAUCCAUAUUUCUUUAUUUGAUGUAACUUUGCCACUAUGGCUAAUCCAGGACAUCCAUACGGCCAUUCAAUGAUGUCCCAGCAAGGAAUGGGUCAGCAAUACCCAGCAAACACAAUGGCAAACCAGCAACAGCAACAACCUCAACAACAGCAAGGCAUGAUGGCAAACCAGCAAAGCAUGAUGGGAGUGCAGCAAAAUCAGCAAGGCAUGAUGGGACUUCAGACACAAACAGCAUUACCUCAACAGACACAACAGAUGAUGUCCCCUACUAAAGAGAUCAAUGGAGUCAACAUGUGUAAGAAAGGACAGGAAUGUGUACAGGAACUGUUUCAGAAAAUGCAAGAGAUCUUCAAGUACAUGACAACGAAAGGGAAUCAGCUACCUAACGGUAUGAACUGUAAUGCUCAGCUGGCCCAGGAGAGGAGGGCAAAGGUCAGCGAGCAGCUAGAACAGCUCACCAUAUUGUUCAAGAAAAUUCGCUUGUUUUACGACAGGGUGAAUGAAAUGUGUCCAGAUGAACCAGCAGAAGAAACUUUAGUUGCUGUGGUGGGACAGCCAUUUGAAGAGAAGUUUACUCCAGGUGCAGACUCCUGCUUCAAGUAUAAAUUUGGUAAAGAGGAAAACAGAGAGAUAGUGGAGCAACUGAGAAUGAAGAACAGACAGUUGAAGGCUAUCAUUGAUCAAAUAAGGACCAUUAUUUGGGAAAUCAAUACAAUGAUUGUAAUGAGAAAGACUUGAAUUUACCAAGUACUCCAUUCUGGACCAAAUGAAAGUUGCUGUUCUGUGGACACUCCCAUGGAUAUUGCUUUUAUCCAUCAGCAAUUGACCACUUCUUGUGUCAUUGUUUGCAAGUUUUCUUUGCAAAAAUCUGUUUGGCUGAUGGCUGAUGGAAGUAUUCUGAUUGUACUUUUAAUAAACUAUUUUUUUAAGCAUGGGAGCUGAAUACACAGUCAAUAGAUGCAUCAGGACAUUACUGUUUAUAUCUGUAUUGUUGUGAUGUCUUCGUCUUUUAUGUCAUAUCUUUAUAUAAGAUACAGAUCUGAAACUUUGAUUGCUUAAAUUGUCAUGGACAGUGCCUUGGUACAAACAACAAAAACAAAUAUUCAAUUUUUAAUAUGUAAUAAUAUUGAAUGUAAUUUUUCACAUCAGUACAUUGUGUUUGGUAUAUUGUGACCUGGUUCAACUUGUAUAUUUAAGAAAUUUGAAAAAUAAAUGUCAAAACUC
Molecule: messenger RNA, 1280 nt
Organism: Saccostrea echinata
Lineage: Eukaryota; Metazoa; Mollusca; Bivalvia; Ostreida; Ostreidae
Product: mediator of RNA polymerase II transcription subunit 30-like
Exons: 6
Coding region: 93-794 (233 amino acids)
Biological process (GO): positive regulation of DNA-templated transcription
Cellular component (GO): mediator complex
Molecular function (GO): transcription coregulator activity
Source: RefSeq, a predicted model, not a curated record